Molecule: messenger RNA, 1327 nt
Organism: Prinia subflava (tawny-flanked prinia)
Lineage: Eukaryota; Metazoa; Chordata; Aves; Passeriformes; Cisticolidae
Gene: PTHLH
Product: parathyroid hormone like hormone
Exons: 5
Coding region: 312-845 (177 amino acids)
Biological process (GO): bone mineralization
Cellular component (GO): extracellular region
Molecular function (GO): hormone activity
Source: RefSeq, a predicted model, not a curated record
CCCUCCGGCUAAUAGGGGAGCGGCGAGCAGCGAGGGUCUCCCAGAGGCUGCUCCGGGGCGUGUGAACAUCGCGGGCUGCAGCCCAGUCCAACCUGCCGAGCCAAGCAUGCUUCCCAGCCCCUGAGCCUCCCGGGGCCGCCGCUCCUCCCAGACCUCUCGGGCUCUCCAGAUAGACAGCGACCUUUGCUUGUGGCUCCUUGUCACCGCUUGUCUCUCUCCUUGUCGCUGUUGGGGACCAAAACUUUCGGGCAGCUGGAGGCGUGAACCUGACCCUUUGUUUUUUGCAGAGGUUUUGAGCCCCGGAGGAUACAAUGUUCGCUAAACUCUUCCAGCAGUGGAGUUUCGCAGUGUUCCUGCUGAGCUAUUCCGUGCCUUCCUACGGGAGAUCAGUAGAGGGGAUCAGCCGCAGACUCAAACGAGCUGUAUCAGAGCACCAGCUAUUGCAUGACAAGGGCAAGUCAAUCCAAGACUUACGAAGGAGAAUAUUCCUUCAAAACCUGAUCGAGGGCGUCAACACUGCGGAGAUCCGCGCGACCUCGGAGGUGUCGCCGAACCCGAAGCCCGCCACCAACACCAAGAACUACCCCGUCCGCUUUGGCAGUGAGGAUGAGGGCAGAUACCUAACUCAGGAGACAAACAAAUCACAGACCUACAAGGAGCAGCCCCUGAAAGCGUCAGGGAAGAAAAAGAAAGCAAAGCCUGGGAAACGUAAGGAGCAGGAGAAGAAAAAGAGGCGAACCCGCUCAGCUUGGCUAAAUUCCGGCGUGUACGGAGACGCUGUGACCGAGAGCCCAGCCUUGGACAUCUCUGUUACUACACAGAAUCACACUUUAAGGAGGCGCUGACAUUUUCAGCAAGAGAAAUUUGGAAGACAUAUUGCAGUAUUCUGUAAUAGUGAACAUAUGGGAAGUAUUAAAAUAUUUAUUACCUGUAAAUAUUGUAAAUGCUCAGAAUAAAACCUUUUCCCCCCAUUGCUCUCUGAAACUGCACAUUUGGUUAUUGUGAAUUUUCCUUUUUUUUUUUUUUUUUUGGCUAAGGCUAAGACAAUUAUUAUUGUCACAUUUACCAUAAUUUAUUUUGUUGACUGGUGUAUUUAUUUUGUGAACGUAUCUUGGUGCUGCUGACUUUCUAUAUUUUUUGUAACAUAAUGCACUUUAGAUAUACAUAUUGAGUACAUUGAUAACUGACAUAAAAUGUCCCUGUUUUGUGGUUGAUUUCAAUGAAUGCCUACAUACAAUUGUUCAAACUGAUUUUCCUUUGUGCAUGUAUAAUAGCAGUAUUUUAAAAUUUGUAAAGAAUGUCUAAUAAAAUAUAAUCUAAUUAAAUC